AUGCGUGAUCUCGUAAAGAAAGUAAGGAAAGAAAAUAAGUCAACUCAAAAAAAUGUUCAACUUUAUGAAGAAGGUGAUGAUGUUAGUGAUGAUAAUAAGGAGGAGGAUGAUGAACAAUCGAAAGAUUUUGUGGAUUUUUUGGAUAGCGUUAACGAUUCAAUUAAUUUUGAGCAAACAGACCAAGACGUUGAUGAUACAACUAUUCAGACAAAUGAUAUUUUCGAAAUUCAAAAUUUGUUAUUUAGCAGAAAUGAGUCAUCCAAAAAUAAUGAAGAUGACCUUUUUAUAGGAAAUGUUCUGAAUAUGCAAUUUUUUGCUAAUAAGUCAAAAAAAAAGUAG
This is a messenger RNA of Chironomus riparius, 339 nucleotides long. The record is from the annotation of a GenBank genome assembly. Lineage: Eukaryota; Metazoa; Arthropoda; Insecta; Diptera; Chironomidae.